Messenger RNA from Scleropages formosus (Asian bonytongue), 1449 nucleotides. RefSeq names its product regulator of G protein signaling 17 (gene rgs17). Lineage: Eukaryota; Metazoa; Chordata; Actinopteri; Osteoglossiformes; Osteoglossidae. The transcript is spliced from 6 exons. The record is from RefSeq and is a predicted model, not a curated record. Bases 723 to 1325 code for a protein of 200 amino acids.
GGUCAAGGCGCGAAAUCAAUGUGACGCGCGACAGUCGAACGAGCGGAUUCCGCGAGCGCGCUCCCGUCACCAGCUCCCCGCCCCCCCUCCGCCUCCCUCCGCCUUUCGCCCGCACCCCACGCCCCCUCGUGAGCGCGCUGGCUUGGCGCAUGCGCGGCGCGGCUCCGCUGGCUCGGUGCUGAAGUUGGGCGGAUGGAGGAAAAACACCCCUGAUGGACGUUCGGCGGCGGCGUGCAUUGGAGCUGCGCGACACGGGCGUGAACGAGCUCGAGGAAGAGCCCCAGCGCGAGCGCGGCAGCGGAGCCCCCCCCCCUCCCCCCGGGAAAAGAUGUGAUGUUCUGAGCCGCUGAUCCCGUCCACCUCUGAUGAACGGUCCGUCCGCCGAGCGCUGACUUCUGCCUGGACGCGCUGGAGAGAGGGCCUUCUGCUCCCGCCACCGGUCGGAACCCGACGCAAGACCCGCCCCUCCUUUCCCGCCAUCUGUCCCCGCCCACCCCAGAGCAUCCUGGGUGCAGCCUGCGAUUCUGUCAUCUGAUCCCUGCCCUGCCCGCCCCCUCGGUCAGGGAUGGUGAGGGGCGCGGCAGCCGGAGGUUCCCCCUGCCCUCUGCUUCGUUCCCGUCCUCUCCUGGCUCACCCGCUCACCUCGACGCCAUGACUCCGCUGCUCGUCCCGUCCGAGGAUUCCCACUAACUUGUCUGCCCUGCAGUUUGAACGGCGUGGAAAUGAGAAAGCGGCAGCAACCACACAUCGAAGGACCCUCUGAGCCGCCCGGCGCCCCAAGGCCUAGCACCUGUUGUCUCUGCUGGUGCGGAUGCUGUAAAUGUCUCUGGAACCAGGACAGAGUGGAACACGCGGAGCGGCAGACGUGCACAAAAAUGGAUAGUAUUGAAGCGACCGAGGAACAGCGCCCCUCGCUGGAGGAGGUCCUGUCGUGGUCCCGUAGCUUUGAGAAAAUGAUGCACUCGCCGGAAGGCCGGGAAGUGUUCCGCGAGUUCCUGCGCUCCGAGUACAGCGAGGAGAACCUGAUGUUCUGGCUGGCCUGUGAGGACCUGAAGAAGGAGACCAACCCGACCGCCAUCGAAGAGAAGUCCCGCAUCAUCUACGAGGACUACGUCUCCAUACUGUCGCCGAAGGAGGUGAGCCUGGACUCGCGGGUGCGGGAGGGCAUUAACCAGAGCCUGGAGGAGCCCAGCAGCCACAUGUACGAGGAGGCCCAGCUGCAGAUAUACACGCUCAUGCACCGGGACUCCUUCCCCCGCUUCCUCAACUCCUCCCUUUACAGAGACCUUGUGGAGCGCAAGAGGAGCACCUGCCUGGAGACAUAAGCGACGAACCCCGCGCGAACGCAAAGCGACCGACGAAACGAAACGAAACCCUGAAACGAAAACGGGUCCAAACUCGAAGGUUUGAUUGUUUCCUUUCAGGGAGAAAAAAAAAAAAAAAAAAAAA